This is a messenger RNA of Dimorphilus gyrociliatus, 2202 nucleotides long. The record is from the annotation of a GenBank genome assembly. Lineage: Eukaryota; Metazoa; Annelida; Polychaeta; Dinophilidae.
AUUUGUUUUACUCUUUACACGUGAAUAUAUUAGUUAGUUAAGAAAGUAACUUUUCAUUUGAAAUGAUAAUCAAGUUUUAGUACUGUUGACAAAAAAAAGUUUUGCAAAGUUUUGCUUACGUUUUUACAGACAUAAAAACGUUUUGCAAAAAACAGCAUGUGCAGCCGAAAUCGACGGUAAUACAUUUCAGAACGUGGAGAUAUUAUUGUCUUCCUUUAAUGACAUCAUUAGUCUAAUCAAUUAUUAAUAAUUUCCCUAGUGUCUGUUAAAAUAUCUAUAUAAAUAUUUAAGCUUUUCUCUUUUCCACAAGUUUUCUCUUUCUCAUAUCUUCAAAUAUUUAUCAGAAAAAGCAUAUUUAUUUCUUUCGUCAUUUCAAAAUCAAUAGAAAGAAAUUUAAAAUCAUAGAGAUGAGAAUAGCAUGAAACACAUUGCAUAAGUCUUACAUUAUUCAUAUAAAAGAAUGAUUCUUAUUGAUGUCGUAAAAGUUUCAACAGAUCAAUCUAUAAAGAGAGCGUACUGUUGUUAAAUUUAAAGAAAUAGUGAUGAUGUACAUCUUUUAAAAUAACUACUAAAUUGACCUUGCCCGCAUUCUAACACAUUUACUUUCCAGGAUUGCAGUGUAAAAAGAAGACACACAGUAGAAGAACCGUUAGUCUUUUAAAAUAUUUUUUUCUCAGGACUGUAACGCUACUUCAAUUGACAUGUCUAAAUUAGAAGGAUAUGAGUAUUAUAGGAAGAGUUUAAACUCUGCCAAGUAUGUUGUUGCUCCAAUGGUUGAUGCAAGUGAAUUAGCUUUUAGAAUGCAAUGUCGUAAACAUGGCGCACAGCUAUGCUACACGCCUAUGUUCAAUGCUGGUUUAUUUGUGAAAAGUGAACAUUAUAGACAAGAGAAUUUUACAACAUGCCCAGAAGACCGACCAUUAAUUGUUCAAUUUUGUGCAAAUGACCCUAAAAUAUUUUUGGAAGCCUGUAAACUAGUUCAAGAUCGUUGCGACGGUGUUGAUUUAAAUCUAGGAUGUCCUCAGCAAAUAGCUCGUAGAGGUCAUUAUGGGGCUUUUCUACAAGAUGAGUGGGAACUUUUAGAAAAAAUGGUUAGUCUAUGUCAUAAAGAAUUAAAAGUUCCAAUAAGCUGCAAAAUUAGGAUAUUUAAAUCUCUUGAAAAAACCAUUAAAUAUGCAAAAACACUUGAGAAGGCCGGAUGUCAAUUGUUAACUGUUCACGGUAGAACAAGAGAGCAAAAAGGAGUCUUAACAGAUAUUGCCAAUUGGAAGUUUAUAGCUGAGGUUAGAAAGAAUGUGAAAAUUCCUGUACUUUCUAAUGGAAAUAUUCAAUAUUUCUGUGAUAUUGAAAGAUGCAUAAAUUUUACGGGAGUCGACGGAGUGAUGUCAGCAGAAGGGUGCUUAUACAAUCCUGCCCUAUUUGAAGGAAAAACUUAUGCAGCUUACUUUUUAGCUGAAGAAUAUUUAAAUUUUACGAAAAAGUAUCCAUGUCCUCUAGGUUAUAUACGUGGACAUGUAUUUAAGAUUUUAAAUCCUUGUCUACAAUGUGAUAUAGAUGAAAUGAGACGAGCGAGAGAUCUAAUAGCUGGCGCUCAAGCAGUUGACACAUUUUAUGAAGCUGUCGCAAUAGUCAAGUCUACCUGGCUGAGUUAUUACAGAGAUUCCAAUUUAAGUAAUGAAGCCUUGUUUCCGCUGAAAUUUGUUUGUCAGCCGUACGUUAGACCGCCUAUAAGAAAUAACGAAGAACAAAAAGAAGAAUCGGUGAAAUCUGGCAAACCAGAUAGAAGAGAUAUUUUAAAGAGAAAACUUGAGGAAAAAAUGAAAAUUUCCGAAGAAGAUAUGAAUCGUUUAUCUUUGAAAAAGUUAAAAAAGUAAGUAAUUUGAUUUAAACCUUAUGUUUUAGCAACAUAAAAGUCUUAGGUGAAUAACUUGAUUGGAAUUAUGAAAUUCCUACAUUUUCUACUUUUAUAUCCCAGUAUCAAACAUGAAGCGAGAUUGUUUAUAUUAUCCUUUGUUAAAUGUUAUUGGAAAUCCCUAUUUAAAUGUUAAUCAAAAUACGAAGAAAUGUUAGAAAUAGGAAACAAAUUAUAAAUCUUAUCUGUUUAGACUAUAUGAAGGCAAUUAUAUAGCUAUAUUGUAUAAUCAAUAUUGUAUAUCUAGUAAGAAAUAUUUAUAAACAAAUCCUUUUUAAACUACAAAAAAC